This is a messenger RNA of Paramuricea clavata, 942 nucleotides long. The record is from the annotation of a GenBank genome assembly. Lineage: Eukaryota; Metazoa; Cnidaria; Anthozoa; Malacalcyonacea; Plexauridae.
GUAGUGUUAGCUCAUGACUUAUUCACAAUCAUGUAAGGACGCCACUCGACACCGACGCUAUUAAUCUUAUUCGCAUUUGCAUGGACACUGUCUUGCUGCUUUGUAAGCUAGCAAGUAAACUAUGAAAGGAAGUGAGAGGCAGGUUUCCGAAAUCAUCACAGUUCCAAGUUACCGGUUUUUAAAGGGAACAGAAUUGCUGACCAAAGGAGGAAGGUCAAAGCCAUCGGAAAAUGGCUUAAUAAACGGUACAAGUCAGUAUAAUGAGGAAAUAGACCAUGGCGAUGGGAAGAGGUUUGGGAGAGCUUUUUCGUGCGGCAACGAAGUACGGAUCCACAAAACGUUUGCGCAUACAUCUGGAACAAGCGACGCUCUUCGGGUUAACAAGGAGGAAAUUAAGAACUUAAUUGUAAAUUUACUUAGAUCUCAACUGGGAUCCCUACGCUACGACCACAAACAAUGUAACCAGAAGUGUUUGAAACUCAGCGAAAUCAUAGAAACAAAUGUACGGAAAAAGUGUCCGGAUUGCAAGAUUGUUUCAACUGUUCUAAUUGGCGCCCUACGUGACAAGGGUUCAGCGAUAGCAAGUCAGUCGUUAUACUCUGAACGUAGUGAUUGUAUGGCUCUAGCAUACUAUAGUAAUCAGUCGCUCUUUGCCAGUGCCGCCGUAUUUGUCGUGCGUUUAUGACAGGCUUUAUUUAAUCAGGUGGCGAUUUGCAUUUCAAUAGAAACUAGCUAAAUUCGUAAUCGAGCAAAAUGCCAGAAACUUGAGGAAUUUCUUAAGUAAAUAUUCAAUAGAACUAAUCUGUAAUGGCAGAACGUUAAGAACCACGUAUGAAAAGAGGGUAUUAAACAAUCUUUCACGCUUUUGUGAUUUCAUCAACUGAAUAGUGAAUGUCCUUAUAUUUAGUUCGAGAUAUGUUUUAUUAUAUGUUUUCUAAAUGC